UAAAAUAGCUGCUUUCCUUUGGAAAAAUUGCUUAUUGCACAGCACUGACAAUGCUGGGUCCUUAACCCGCUGAGCCACCAAGGAACUCCCACCAAUGUUUUUAACAUUAAAAGGCAUUUUCACAUAUAUCAUCCAGAAGGUGUGCUUUUUUCCUUUUGUCUUUGUAGUUUGGUUACAUACUAAACUGGUAGUUUGGUUACAUAGCCACCACACCUCUUAACCUACAAGUCAGAUUUAUCUAAUUCUGUAGUUAACUAUUUUUUCAGUUAUGAUGGUAAACAUUUUCCCAUCCUUUCUACAAGAUGUAAAUGUUCUUUUGACAAAGACACUUUGUCUUAGUCCCUCAAGGUGGCUAUAUCAAAAAUACCAUAGACUCGGGUAGCUUAUAAAUAACAAACAUUUAUUUCUCACAGUUCUGGAGGCUGGGAAGUCCGAUCAUGGCACCAGAUUCUGUAUCUGGUAAGGACUUCCUAGUUCAUAGCCAUAUGGCUGGCUUUUCACUGUGUCCUCACACAGUGGAAGGGGUGAGUGAGCUCUUUUUAUAAAGGAACUAAUCCCAUUCUUGAGGGCUCAUCCUAAGAGGGGCAACCCAUUCAUAACCUCAGCACCUCCCAAAGGCCCAGCUCCUAAUUCUGUCACCUCAGGGUUAAUAUUUUAGCAUAUGAAUGGGGCACAAACAUUCAGCCUCCAGCAGACAAAUAAAAUGUUAGAUUGAUGCUCCCUCUACCUCCUUAGCCAGAAUCUUUGGACUCAAGAAAAUAAAAAUCAUCCUCUGUACUGCAGAGGACUUUUUCUUACCUUUGCCAUAUCUUAUCUCUGCUUUUAAAUACAUUGAAACUGACCUGAGAUUGCCUUUCAUUUCAAGGUCUCCUACUGGUAUGUGAAACACUAUGUUUUUCUCCUCUCCUUCCCUCUCCCUCGUCCCUUUCUGCAUAUAGCCAAGAUCUUGUCAGUGUGAGACAGAGAGGCUUUCACUUCCAAGACAUCAUCAAUUCAGAGAUGGUUCGGAAUACAGGUUUCUUUCCCCUGGUGGCCAGUUGGGUGCAAUGUGGAAUAAGGAUAAUGACAUUUCCACAUCAGCCUUACAUAAAAAUUAGCUGAUAUUCAAUAAUUAAAACAGGCUUAGAAAAUGCAAAGUUUCACAUUGGUGCCAAGCCUUCUCGUUAUAAUUUUAUGCUUCUUCCUUUUUAAGGAAUUUAACUGUCCUGUGAUUCCCAAUGUAUGCCAAAAUUGCUGUUUUUCUCUCUUUUUUUAAACAUCCUUCCAAAGGAACCAGUUUUGAAUUGAAAACUAACGCAUGUUGAGUGGGAAAUGCCGGUUGCUAGCCUUUUUCUAGGAAAAUAUUUUGCUGAAAGUUUUCUCUCUCUUCUCUUCUGGGGCCCCUUAUCGUGCCAGGUUGAACGAGUGGAGACUUCUAUAAGACAUGGAUAGAUGCAAACAUGUAGGGCGGUUGCGGCUCGCCCAGGACCAUUCCAUCCUGAACCCUCAGAAGUGGUGCUGCCGGGAGUGCGCCACCACCGAGUCCGUGUGGGCUUGUCUCAAGUGCUCGCACGUGGCCUGUGGCCGCUACAUCGAGGAUCACGCCCUCAAACACUUCGAAGAGACCGGACACCCGCUAGCCAUGGAGGUCCGGGAUCUCUACGUGUUCUGCUACCUGUGUAAGGACUACGUGCUCAACGACAACCCGGAGGGGGACCUGAAGCUGCUGAGAAGCUCCCUCUUGGCGGUCAGGGGCCAGACGCAGGACCUGCCGCUGAGGCGCGGGCGGACGCUGCGGUCCAUGGCCUCUGGCGAGGACGCCGUCCCGCCGCAGCGCGCCCCUCAGGGACAGCCGCAGAUGCUCACGGCUCUGUGGUACCGGCGCCAGCGCCUGCUGGCCAGGACGCUGCGGCUCUGGUUCGAGAAGAGCUCGCGGGGCCAGGCCAAGCUGGAGCAGCGACGGCGGGAGGAGGCGCUGGAGCGCAAGAAGGAGGCGGCGCGGCAGCGGCGACGCGAGGUGAAGCGGCGGCUGCUGGAGGAGCUGGCCAGCGCCCCUCCGCGCAAGAGCGCGCGCCUGCUGCUGCACGCGCCCCGCGCCGCCGCGCCGCGCGCACCCGCCCCGCGCGCACCCGCCGGGCCCCGCCCCGUCCCGCGCCGCGCGCCCGCCAUGGCCCCGGGCGUCACGGGCCUGCGCAACCUGGGUAACACCUGCUACAUGAACUCCAUCCUGCAGGUGCUCAGCCACCUGCGCAAGUUCCGCGAGUGCUUCCUGAACCUCGACCCGUCCAAGACGGAACAGCUGUUUCCCAGGGCGGCCAACGGCAAGGCCCCGCUCACAGGCAGACUGGCCAGCAGCUCGGCCACCGAGUUGUCGCCCAGGAGCGACGGGGCCGAGACCUGCGAACGCGAAGGCCUCUGCUUGAACGGCGGGGCCUCCCUAAGCAGGAGCCUCGAACUCAUUCAGAACAAGGAGCCCAGCUCGAAGCACAUCUCCCUCUGCCACGAACUGCACACCCUCUUCCGUGUCAUGUGGUCCGGGAAGUGGGCCCUGGUGUCGCCCUUCGCCAUGCUUCACUCCGUGUGGAGCCUGAUCCCCGCCUUCAGAGGCUACGACCAGCAGGAUGCGCAGGAGUUUCUUUGUGAGCUGUUGCACAAAGUGCAGCAGGAACUCGAGUCCGAGGGCACCACACGCCGGAUCCUCAUCCCCUUCUCCCAGAGGAAGCUCACCAAGCAGGUCUUAAAGGUGGUGAACACCAUAUUUCACGGGCAGCUACUCAGUCAGGUCACAUGUAUAUCAUGCAAUUACAAAUCCAAUACCAUUGAACCCUUUUGGGAUCUGUCCCUGGAAUUCCCUGAGCGCUAUCACUGCAUUGAAAAGGGGUUUGUCCCUUUGAAUCAGACAGAGUGCCUGCUCACUGAGAUGCUGGCCAAGUUCACAGAGACAGAGGCCCUGGAAGGGAGAAUCUACGCUUGUGACCAGUGUAACAGCAAACGACGAAAAUCCAAUCCAAAACCCCUUGUUCUGAGUGAAGCUAGAAAGCAGUUAAUGAUCUACAGACUACCUCAGGUCCUCCGGCUGCACCUUAAAAGAUUCAGGUGGUCUGGCCGUAAUCACCGAGAGAAGAUUGGGGUCCAUGUCGUCUUUGACCAGGUAUUAACCAUGGAACCUUACUGCUGCAGGGACAUGCUCUCCUCUCUUGACAAAGAGACCUUUGCCUAUGAUCUCUCCGCGGUGGUCAUGCAUCACGGGAAAGGGUUUGGCUCAGGACACUACACAGCCUAUUGCUACAACACAGAGGGAGGUUUUUGGGUCCACUGCAAUGACUCAAAGCUGAAUGUAUGCAGUGUCGAGGAAGUGUGCAAAACUCAAGCCUACAUCCUUUUUUACACUCAAAGAACAGUUCAGGGCAAUGCAAGAUUCUCAGAAACCCAACUCCAAACUCAGGUGCAGUCCAGCAACAACAAUGAGGGCAGACCACGGACCUUCCCCUGAAUGGGAGGCAUGUAUCAAGGACUGGCUUGCUUUUAAACUACUGGUGUCUGUACAUCCUUCCUCUAUAGGAAAUAAGGUUUACUGCAGGAACAGAUACACUCGGUUUGCCUCACUGGGUCUAGAGCGCAGGUGCCAAGUGACUCAUGUCCUAUCAUAAAAUUUGUCGUCACUUUCUUUUAAAUGGGUUUAGAAAUUCCCUCCUUUGAGAAAACAAAUCAAAAGGAGUAACUUCUAUGAAGACUCAUCAGUUGCUUUUGAAUAUAGAGGGAUCUGGGUGGAGGAAAGAGGGAGUAAACUGGUCUUAUCCAGCCUUGUUUUUUUUGUUUUGUUUUGUUUUGUUUUUCCUCUCCUAUGUGAUUCCCUUGCUCAUCAGGACUCCUUGCAGCACCAGAAGCCUCCUGAUGUGAGCAGCCCUUGACAGAGCACAUCAGGAGGGGCCCUGGGUCAGCAACUUGCUGGAUAGGAUUGGUUCCAAGGGGGGAGGCAAAAUCUAAGGAUUUGCUCCUACAAAGAAGUAGUCCUCAAGGGUUGAAAACACAGACUUCCUUUUUUAGGGGGUGGCAGCUGAAGAGUGGAAUGAGAUGCAUGGAACAAAUUUCUCCAUGCAAAAUGAGGUUUUUCCUGUGUCACACCCUCCCUGGCUGCUGCUGUCAUUUAACCUUUCCACAUCCUCUGAGACUGGCAUGGCUGUCCCUUCAUUCUAAAGAAGGAGCAGUCCACGUGGGAAGCAUGACAACUCUCUGUGGUAUGGUGAGGUGAAGGGCACUCUUGCCUCCCCAGUUCUGUAGUAGAUCCCUGGUUCAGGUCGAGGGCAUGCACAUAGUUUGGUUUAAGGUGACUUUAGGUCAGUUCUGGAGCUUUCUCUGAACUCGGUUGGGGGUGCGGAGUGGGGGUAGCUGGUUGUCCAGGAUUUAUCUAAAUGCCAGUUACCUGUGCUUACCUUGGUGCAGCAUGCAGCUUUAUAUCUUGCCCCUGGAGGGCCAGACCAUUCCUGUUCACAAGGUGUGGGAGACUUUGCUUUUCUAAGGCUUAGGAGUCUGCCUCCUAUGUCCGAACAGUUUAUUGCUGAUGGCCCUGGCCUGUUUCCUCCCACAUCUGCUAAUCCCUACUGCUUCUUUACCCCACCUUCACUCAGUCCAUCACAGAGAAAAGCAAGAGUGCCCUAUCUUCAACUCCAGAGCUAGUGAAAUAUUUGUCUUUUUAAACUGGGUCAGUUUCUAAGUGGCAUGAAAACUGCCCAGAUGGAAACCCUCUGUCCCAUCAGGCACCACUGAAUUUCCUUCUCAAUCCUUCGCUUAGAUUCUCUAGUAAAAGUGAAAGCAAACCAUAACUCUCACUGUGGGAAUGCUGCAGCCCGCCUCGGCCCGUCACUCUGAAUGCUCAUCUUUUGACUGAGUGUGUCAUAUUCAUAUUUCAAUUCAGGUAGAAGUACACUUUGCCACCUGAAGAGAAUACAUGUGAAGGGAGCUUGGGGAGGGGUGGGAAGUUGGGAAAAAAGAGGCUGAAGAAUGAGGGUCGUAGCUUUAGCAACAUUGAGGGACUACAUUUCCCAAGCAGAUCUGUAGCAUUUGCUGUUGACCUCUUUUGAGAUGAAUUCUCCCAUAGGACCUGCCAGACAGCACUGAGACUUGGAGGAAAUCAGACAGAAAAUGGCUCACCCUGAUAAAGAAGGGGAGUAACUAUAUUUUAAAUUAAACUUGCUUUUUCCAACACUGUGAGGUUUCUGUAAUAUUUAGCUUUUAUUUGGAAGCGAUAGCGUAUGGCAUUUUUUAUGCUAUUUGGUUUGUAUUGUCUACUGCAGGCUUCUUUGUACAAGCUUGGCCUGGGCUUACCCUCGUCUGGACACUGUUUUAAAGUGUCGCAGCUGCCCAUGCUGCCAGAGGCUCUGAUGUGAAGCUGUAUUCUCUAGAUCUAUGUUUUUAAGUCCGCAUGAUUGGUGACAGCUAUUUGUGGCAAUAGAAAAGCCCACUGACUCAAAACAAACUGAGAGUAAAAAGAAAAGGAAAAUAUAAAUUGUACCUUGUCUACCAUUGAAUGCUAUUAUUUAUUAUUCUAGAAAAAGGGAACUUAAAGUACUGACAGAGCAUCUGCUUCACCCCUCAGACUGUCUGGGGGAGAUGCUUAAGAAAAGUACACAUUUAAUGGAAAAUUAAAAGGUCUUAAAAUUUAAUUUUUAAUAAUAGUUUUAUACCAAAUAUUAAGGCUUAUUAAGCAGAUUAAGGACUUUGUAAAAAAAAAAAGUGCUUAACUUAGCUGAGCACCCAUUGUAUCAAAUUAAUAAAAUCGUUUAAAAUGAGUUGGAAUAGAAAACAGUAUCAGAAUCCUCGAUGAGCUGCACACACUUGAAGGUGCCCCUGCAGUCACAGACAGACACCUCAGGUACCCAGAGGCAGCAGCACUAGACGCUGUUGAGUAGUAUUUAUGGAGAUUUUUAUUAAAGAAAAGAAUUUCCUGCUGCAUAAGCCAAUGGCUGUUGUGAGGGAAAUGUCCCUUUGCCUUUAAUUUAUUUACGUAUUGGAAGUAGAUGAAUUUCUUAGUUGCAUCUUACUUUAAGUUGAAACAUUCUAAAAAGAAAAUAAGAACCAGGUAGAAAUUGCCUAGAUGCUGCCAAAUCAAACCCAAGAUCUCCUAACUGAACCUUACCAGCCUGCUACUCUCCCAGACAAGAGUCCCAUUCUAGGAACCCUUUGUAGAUGGCUGGUGUGUUUACUUUCUGCUGUAGCCAGCCAAGAUGAAUGCACCCUGGCCCUCAAAAAGGAUUUUACCUCAAUCUAGCUUGACCCUCAUACUUGUGGUUGCCUCUGAGAUGAGCAUCCAUGCUAGUGUAAAAAAAAAAAGUUAGAAUGCCCUCGACGGCCACAAACUGAAGUUCUUAUUAAAUGGUGGGCAGACCUCAGUCCCUCUCAGGCUGAUGGGGGCAGUGCCACACUAUAAAGAAUUUCCAGACAUCUCUUAAAAUGUCACGAAUAAAAUCGGAAACUAUAGAAGUGUUAAUGUGUCCUAUGGACUCAAUAGCAGAGUUUAUUUUUGUUUUUAAUGGCAAGGCUUCUAGAGUCAAUGAUUGUAUGAGUUCCUCACUCUGGCUAUGCUUAUAGUUCCACCAAGCGCAAGAACGAAUGAGAUGGGUUGGCCGGCAGUGAGGCAUGGCCCUGGCCAGCCCCAGCAUAAACCCGAGAGAGGCUGACAGUAGUGCAGAAUGAAAACUUGGUUGGGUGUUUGGGGUGGGAUGGGGUGGGCAGGGAGGGAGAAAUGGAAUUUGUUUUACUUACUGAUAAAGCUUUGUGAACUAAUUUUAUACAAUUCAUAAAUUUUGGUGCCUUGUACCCAAUUAUGGUUUGCAUGGGAUUGAAAAGCUUAAGGGAAAGGAUUCCUUAUCAUUUCAAGUGGCAAAUGGGUCUGUAUAGUGUAAAGGACACUUGGUAUCAGAGUUUUGAAAAACGUUUCAUAUCUUGUGUGUGAAAGCAAAUUGUUCUUACCAGCAAGUUUGGAAAUUUUACUGUAAUGUCCAAAACCUCUGUAUUUUAUUAUUCAUCAAAUGUCUUCUUUUCAAGGCAGAUUGUGUACCCCAUUCUUUUCCACCACCCCUUUUAUGUUCCAAACAUUAACUCAGGCCUUUUAGAAUCAGGCUGGGAGGGCUGCCCCUUCCUAAACAUAUACUGGAUCCCUCUCUGGGGUUCUAUCUUAUGAGUAGAGGGGUCACUUUUCCAGCUGGUUGGGAGAGCACAAGUGUUCAGAAAAGGGUCUUUUAGUUUUUCUAAUGCUGGGCAACUUAUGGUAGAAGUCAAACAAAAAAGGUUCCUCCUGAAGUGGUACCUUCAUUAGUUCUGAAGUUCUUUUGCACAAAAUUUCAGGAAGCCAUCUAGAACACAAUCCCCUCUAUGUGAACAUUUAGACUGUAAGGCAAGCCUGUGCACUGUAUAACACGCAAAAAAGGCUCAAAGAACCUGCCCAGCACACCUGCAGGGCUGUUCACACAGCAUGUUCCUUUUACCUUUAGGUUUCCACUGAGCUUGUGGGACUUCACCACUUUAAAAAGCUCACCACUUGAAGCACAUUUGAUAAUUGGGUCCCUCAGCCUAAUUAGGUGAGGAGGAUGUAUCUUUGGAAUAAAAGCUCCCAUGGCCACUUAAGUUUUUUUUACCUGGUAAGUAUGCAUCUCCCCAGUGGUUCAGAUUCUUUUUUAAGUUAGCACUAAAGCUGAAAGCACCUUUUAAACGUGACUCUGAGUUUAGUUUAUAAUUUCCACGUUUAAAUUAACCAUUGUCUUGGUCUAGGGCUUUGAUUUAACCACUGCGUACUUGUUCAGCCCACACAUUGCUCUCAAUACACCAUAGCUACUAGAGCACUGAGAUGAACGGUCAUUUUUACGGACUCUUUCAAUAUUUCCUUCCGCUGGUAUGUUCCCAUUUCAAAUCUGACUGGUAGUGUGAGAGAAUUUCAUAAUGUGUUACCUAGCCUGGGCUAAACUUCAUAUGACAGGAUGUAAAACUGACUUCCCUUGAGGAGAAAUGUUAUGUGUUGAAAUGUGAAAGCCAGUACUUUCAUUUAUAAAAUCGAUUGUUCAUCAAAAUUUUGGGAAAUAGUAGAUUUGAUAGUUUUAUCUGCUAAAUUCUCAUCACGUUCAGGAAUUAAGCCAGUUUUAAUGAAACUUUACCUUACCAGCUUUAUGGCUUUAUAAACCAACCAAUAGUUAUUUGAAGCUAAAACAUUAAAUUUUGAGUGAAAUUUGAAUUAGGCUUUUAGAAACUGCCAUGACUUUAAUUUUGGCCAGAUCUCCAUUUUUAGCUUUGAAAAUAUUUAUCAAAUAGAACUAUUCCUGAUGAUGAGCAAAUCAGGUAGCAGACUUCAAGGAUGUAAGUUUUAUUCCUAUAAAGAACAGGAGGUGCUGGUAUUUCUAGGCUCAGCUGUGGUCUGAUGCAGGCUGAAGAGGCUUAGUGUCUAUGUUAUGGCUUAAGAGUAGCCUUCCUGGUCACCAUUUGGCAGGUGAUGGCCUCAAACGUAAGCUUUGCUUCAUUUAUGUUACCUUUCCUCAUCUCAACAAUCCAGUAGGAUCUAAACCUGUCAAAGCAUCUGUGGUCCCCACAUAGACUCUUAAAACAAUCCUGCCUUCGUGUUAAGCCAGCCACUGGCCUAAAUUCACAUAAGCUCAAACACCUUCCUCCUAACAGAUGGGACCUGAUUAGUGCUAAGAGAAUGGUGCUUUUUUUUUAACACGUAAAAAUAAUUGAAUGCUCUAACAGCUUUCUUAACCAGAUUUAUGCCGGCAGGGUCAAAAAGGACUAUUUUAUCCUAACUACCUUUAACAAACAGAUUGCUAGAGAAAACAUCUGUCAACUGUAACAAUAAGGCCUCUGUGGUGCAUUUAUACUGACCUUCCUUUCCAAUUCAUGUCCUUUAAUCCCACACCAGUUCCAUAGGAGACUUGGCACAGAAAGGCAGUGUGUAUUUUUUAAAUACCUAGUAGAGCAAAUCAACUAGAAGAAAUUGCCAAGGGGAGCCUAUCUCAAUGUCCACACUCUUCUAAGCCUACAUGAUUCUUUCCAUGCCAGCUCCGUACAUAUACCAUUUCCAAAGAAGCCCAAACUACUGGACAGUGGCACUACCACUGUAGGGUCAAAAAACAUCUAUUUCCUUGUGAAAGAAGCAGCUUCCUCAAGCAGUGUCACUUCAGUGUCCACUGCCCAGGCUUACUCACACUUUGCCUCCACCUGCACAUCACUGCCCUCAUACCCCACUGUAUUACAGCCACAAUGCCUCCCUGGUGCCUGGAGAACCCACCUGGUGCACUAAAAUGCUAUGCAACACCAAAAUGGCUUCUUCCCUUAGCACUGCUCAAAAAUGGAAAUUCCUCAAUGAUAAGCUUCAUCCUAUGUUAACAUCAGUGUAUGGUGGCUACAGUUUGUUUCUUUUUUUCUUUUAAUAUGAAGCAAACCACCUCUGUUACAAUUCAUGUUUGGGACUUGUUCCUGUCUCAGUGUGAAAUAGAAAUCAUGUUUUUAUGAUUUUUGUAAAUCUUGACUUUUUACACCUUGUUUUUGUAAGCCGAAGUUUCUUAUUAAAAGAAUAAAAUGGC
Sus scrofa (pig) is the source of this 9545-nucleotide messenger RNA. The record is from RefSeq and is a predicted model, not a curated record. Lineage: Eukaryota; Metazoa; Chordata; Mammalia; Artiodactyla; Suidae.